UCGAAGCUUUUAGCAAGUUUCUAAGUUCAUUUCCUAGUAAUCGAAGCUCGUCUGUGUUCAAUUAAGCUGUGUAUUUUGAAGUAAUUAGGUUUUGUCUAUAUUCUAAUUGCUGAAUCAAGUUACUUGAUUUGAUUCAUUUUUGUAGUCUCAAGCUAAUUUUGUUCAGUUUUGCUUAUUCUGUAGCUAUUAGAUUAGGAAAAAAUUGGGUUUGUUUCAUAUUUUUCUGGGGAUUUUGUAAAACCAGAUUUGUGGUUUUAGAGCUCUUGUUGAUCAUCUUGAAGUAGGAAAUUUUGUGUUGUGUUUUCUUCCAAGUUAGCUAGUGAUUCUGAUUGCUACAAUGGCUGAAACUGAUGUUACUGUGUUUUCUGGUUUAGCUAGCUGAGUUGGGAACAAUUUGGGAGAAAAUUUUAUAAGAGACUCUUUACUAUAUUGAUAUUUAUCUUUCUAUUUUUGGUUACCUGAGUUCUGGCUUUUUGUUUUGGAAAAGUUUUAUGAAGUACUCAUUAGUGUUUUCUUUGGUUCAUAAGCAGUUUAUGCAUGUAUUAGUUACUAGCAAGGCUUUGGUGGAGAAUGAAAUGGUUCUGUUGACACUGUUUUGUGAUUUGGCUAUGUGCAGGGUUAAACGAUGGAUCAGUCUUUUAUUUUGAUAUUCCAUUAGCAUGCUUAGUUAUUUGUUGAAGGUACAUCGUGAGGAGUUUAAAUAUCUCAAAUGGAUGAUGGUGGGCAUCGUGAGAACGGUCGGCAUAAAGCAGCUCAGGGUCAGUGGAUGAUGCAGCAUCAGCCGUCGAUGAAACAAGUGAUGUCAAUAAUAGCAGAACGCGAUGCAGCGAUUCAGGAGAGAAAUCUGGCGAUAUCAGAGAAAAAAGCAGCAAUAGCUGAAAGGGAUAUGGCGUUUCUUCAGCGAGACACGGCCAUCGCUGAGCGCAAUAAUGCGAUAAUGGAGAGAGACAGUGCUCUUACAGCUCUCCAAUACCGUGAGAACUCCAUGGUUACUGCUGCUUCUGCCAAUAUGUCAGCAUGUCCACCAGGAUGUCAAAUCUCACGUGGUGUAAAAAACAUGCACCAUCCACAUAUGCAUCAUCAUCAUCAUCAACAACAUCACAUACCCCAGUUGACUGAAAAUGCAUACGAACCCAGAGAAAUGGAGCCAAAUGAUGGUCUCCCGACAUCACCAACUGCUGGAUCUGUCUUAGAAUCUGCCAAACCAAAACGCGGUAAAAGAGUGAAGGACCCAAAGACGACAACACAAACGGCUGCUAAUAAGAGAGGGACAAAAAAUCAAAGGAAGGUUAAGAAAGAGAGCGAGGACGACUUAACUAAGAUAAUGUUUUUAAAGACGACCCAUGACUACACAGAAGAAGAUUCAAGUAAGCAUAUCUUAAUAGGAUCGAAAUCUGAUUGGAAAAGUCAAGAAAUGGUGGGGCUGAACCAAGUGGUUUAUGACGAGACAACGAUGCCACCACCAGUAUGUUCAUGUACAGGAGUUCUCAGACAGUGCUACAAAUGGGGCAAUGGAGGUUGGCAAUCAUCCUGUUGCACAACCACACUAUCAAUGUAUCCUUUGCCAGCACUGCCCAACAAAAGGCAUGCUCGAGUCGGUGGACGGAAAAUGAGCGGGAGCGCGUUCAACAAGCUCCUAAGCCGGCUUGCUGCAGAAGGGCAUCAUGAUCUUUCGAACCCGGUCGAUCUGAAGGACCAUUGGGCAAAGCAUGGUACGAACCGUUACAUCACGAUUAAAUGAUAUGUGCAUUUAGGUGUGAGUUGUUCUUAUGAUUGUAUCUGAUUUUAAGUUACGUGUACUAAAUUCAAAUAAACUCUAGAGCAAAAGAAUUGUAUGUGGGAGAGCCAAUGUUAUGUUGUAUUAUAUAAUUGGAAAAAAUCAUUAGCAACAUCACAAACCA
Messenger RNA from Capsella rubella, 1901 nucleotides. Its product is annotated as protein BASIC PENTACYSTEINE6. Bases 710 to 1741 code for a protein of 343 amino acids. The transcript has 2 exons. Gene Ontology annotation, cellular component: nucleus. Gene Ontology annotation, biological process: response to ethylene. Lineage: Eukaryota; Viridiplantae; Streptophyta; Magnoliopsida; Brassicales; Brassicaceae. Gene Ontology annotation, molecular function: DNA-binding transcription factor activity; sequence-specific DNA binding. The record is from RefSeq and is a predicted model, not a curated record.